GAUCUCAGUCACAAGGUUGGCACAGAGCAGGGCCCUGCAGGACACACAGCGGAGACAGCUCCUGGUUACUCAGAGAAGAUGAACUGGGGCUUUUUGGAGAAUGUCCUCAGUGGGGUGAACAAGUACUCCACUGUGGUUGGCCGCGUCUGGCUCUCUGUAGUCUUCCUCUUCAGGAUACUGGUGUAUGUGGCGGCGGCUGAGCAGGUGUGGAAGGACGAGCAGAAGGAUUUUGUGUGCAACACCCAGAAACCCGGCUGUGAGAACACCUGCUUCGACUACUUCUUCCCCAUCUCACAGGUGCGCCUCUGGGCUCUGCAGCUCAUCAUGGUGUCCACCCCGUCCCUUCUGGUGAUCCUACCUGUGGCCUACAGGGAGCACCGGGAGGCCAAACUCAAGCGAAAACUGUACGCCGACAAAGGGAGCAUUGAUGGAGGUCUGUUCUGCACCUACAUCAUCAGCCUGGUCUUCAAGACAGCUUUUGAGGUGGGCUCCCUGCUUGCGUUCUACUUCCUGUACAAUGGCUUUGGGGUGCCCAUCUUGCUCCGCUGCAGCCAGAGUCCCUGUCCCAACACGGUGGACUGUUACAUUGCCAGAGCCACAGAGAAGAAGAUCUUUCUCUACAUCAUGGGCUGCACCUCCAUUCUGUGUAUUGCUCUCAAUUUUGUGGAGCUCGUGUACAUUGUAUGGAAGCAGCUGUUGAAAUAUUUCACCAAGCGGUACAUCCCGGUGGAAAAGAAGGCUUACAGCCGCUGCCAGUCCCCUGUUUCUAAUGUCAACAAGCUUGUCUGCACUGAGCACACAGUAAACACAGAGGACAGCAGCACAUAGCCACCAUUCCAUGCUGAAACCUGCCAGUCCAGUCCCACAGGGCUGGAUGGAGCACAUUCUCCACCUCAAAGUGAAACAAAAAGCUAACACAGUUGAAUGGUACAGAUGGCAUACAUUGAGAAAGGCUGAGCUGUCAUUUCAUUUAUCAGUGUGAACUGAUAUUAAACCAGUCCAAACACUAAUGAAAGACGGGCCAUUACACUUUGACUUGUCUGGAUGAAACCUCCAGUUUAGGAGCAACCUUUCUAUCUAAAGAGCCACUUUCGGCCAGAAAGAAAAAAAUAAACUUGUUUGGAGCCGUAAAAAUUUUUUUAGCCCUUUAAAUGCACAGGACUCUGCUACUGAGUUUAGCAGCAGGAUGUGGCAUGAUGACAAAGUGUUUUACAUUUUUUAUCCGAUGUAUAUGCUACAUGUUUUUACAGUUGAAUACUUCUAGGAUUACUUUAGGCUUACAAUAGUGAUAGAAAAAUGUUAUUUAUUAAAAUGUUUUGACAAAGUAGGUGAGCCACUAGAGAGGGGCAAAGGAGCCGCAGCCUGCAGACCCCUGACUUAGACUUUUAAUCAUGUUGAGGUUUGGACUCUUGGCUGGAUACAACAGGCAUGGGGAAGCUUUUCACUAUUAUCAGAUUCUUUACAAACUAAACAAACAAUGGAUUAGUGGAGAAAAUAAUCAGCAAAUUGAUCCAGAUGAAAAUAAUCAUUAGCUGCAGUCUGAUACUAAAGAGUUCAAACUCUGCUACAGCUCAACAACUACAGCAGCAACAUCCUGCUUUACAUAUAUAAUAGUACACAUAGUAUAUAGUAUAUACCAGUCACGGGGACAUUUUACUGCUUCAAUACUUUAAGGACAUUUUCCUGAUAAUACUCACUUAAUCUUACUUUCUUUUUACAUGAGAAAGAGUAACAGAGUGUGAUAUUGCUACUUUUAACAGGUUAUCACUUGACAAAAGUCCUUGUGAGAUACUGUAGUUUGUUCUAGAUAUCUUGAGAACACUUUUGACCAGACAUCUCUCUCCAGUUAUUUUGUGACUAUGGGGGCCCAAAAUGUUCAAUAUAAAACAAAUAAAAAUGUUAUUCCAUACUAUUGUUUUCACAAGAUAGGAUUUUUAUUAUACCAUUUUCACCAAUCUGAUUUCAUAAUUGAACGACUGACUAGCUCUGUGCUGUUUUGUCUUGACAAAGCACAAAAAACACACUUUGAAAGAAAAUCUUCUGGAAUAUUUGAAAUGAUCAUAAUGCUCUGUGGUAUUCCUGCUUGUCUUUUAAUAUAGAACACUACUAUCACAAUGUUGUUAGAGAUAUCCAGAUCAGAUGUAAUCCUGACCUGAUGCUGGACAUCAGUGCUUUGUAUUUAGACUGCUGUUUAGUUCUUAAGAUGAAUCACAAGAGAAAUGUGCGAUUACCAGCAGAUAUCUGUUACUCACCACAGAAAACUCUUUCCAGUUAACCUCAUUUUGCUAAUAAUAUUUUAAUUCAUAAAUACAUUUGUUGACUCAAUGCCUCAAAAAUGUAUCAAGUUAUCUCUGAUGUAGUUUUAGAAAGUCAAAUUAAACUAUUUUGUGCCACAGAAGUAAAACAAGACUAAAACUAAAAAAGUUCUAAAAUGACAGCGUCACUCUCCACCUAACUCAUCAAUGUGCUGAUCAAAGAUUGGCUAACAAUCUUUGAUCAGUCACACGUGUGUAUUCUGAAAGUCAGUCAUCACAGUGUGAACGUGUUCUUGUUCUUUUAUGGUUCUUGACAAUCUGUUCUGUUGUUUAGCAACACUACACUUUUUUAAAGUUAAAUAAGAAUUAAAGUUAAGAUAAGUUAGCUGUUAGUUAAUCAGUCUUUCCCAACUUUGUAUAGGUGCUGUUUCUGUUAACCUGGUGGAUUUUCAUUCCUGCUAUUCACAUGCUACAACUGAACAUGUUAAGUGCAAUAAUAAAGUCUUAAUGUAUACACCUUGAAA
Micropterus salmoides (largemouth bass) is the source of this 2779-nucleotide messenger RNA. RefSeq names its product gap junction beta-7 protein-like. The transcript has 2 exons. Gene Ontology annotation, biological process: cell communication. NCBI's taxonomy places the organism in Eukaryota, Metazoa, Chordata, Actinopteri, Centrarchiformes, Centrarchidae. Gene Ontology annotation, cellular component: connexin complex. Bases 79 to 828 code for a protein of 249 amino acids. The record is from RefSeq and is a predicted model, not a curated record.